Solanum stenotomum is the source of this 1476-nucleotide messenger RNA. Its product is annotated as receptor-like protein Cf-9 homolog. The record is from RefSeq and is a predicted model, not a curated record. Gene Ontology annotation, molecular function: protein binding. Lineage: Eukaryota; Viridiplantae; Streptophyta; Magnoliopsida; Solanales; Solanaceae. The transcript has 2 exons. Bases 1 to 1476 code for a protein of 491 amino acids.
AUGGAAUCUCACCAACAUAGAGGAAAUCUUAGGGAGUUAUAUCUUGGAAAUAACAACUUUGAUGGCCAACUUGAGUUCUUAUCCUUUAACAGAAUCUGGACACAACUUGAAUUCUUAGAUUUUUCAUCCAAUUUCCUAACAGGUCCAAUUCCUUUUAAUGUAAGCGGAAUGCAAAACCUACAAAUUCUCUUCUUGUCAUCAAACCACUUGAAUGAGACUAUACCAUCAUGGAUAUUCUCCCUCCCUUCACUAUGGCAGUUAGAGUUGAGUGAUAACCAUUUCAGUGGAAACAUUCAGGAGUUCAAGUCUAAAACAUUGAGUCGAGUUUCUCUAAAACAAAAUCAGCUGCAAGGUCCUAUUCCAAAGUCACUCCUAAACCAGCGUGAUCUAUACUAUCUUCUCUUUUCGCACAAUAAUCUCAGUGGACAGAUCGCUUCAACCAUAUGCAAUCUGAAAACACUACGAGUGCUAGAUUUGGGCAGCAAUAAUUUGGAGGGAACAAUACCACUAUGUUUGGGUGAGAUGAGUGAACUUUGGGUUUUGGAUUUAAGCAGCAAUAAUCUUAGCGGGACAAUUAAUACUACUUUUAGUAUAGGAAAUCAACUUAUAGUCAUUAAAUUUGACGGGAAUAAGCUAGAGGGGAAAGUUCCGCAAUCUUUGAUCAAUUGCAUGGGUUUGGAAGUUCUUGAUUUAGAUCUCUCAUCCAAUGGAUUUAGUGGAGAUUUACCAGUGAGCCUUUUUGAGUAUUUUGAAGCCAUGAAAAUAAUUAGUGAGAGCAGUGGAACCCGAGAGUAUGUAGCAGAUAUAUCUUCAUUUUAUUACACAAAUUCCUUUAUAGUGACGACAAAGGGACUGGAUCUUGAGCUUCCUCAAGUUUUGACUACAGAAAUAAUUAUCGAUCUCUCAAGGAAUAGAUUUGAAGGUCAUAUCCCAAGCAUUAUUGGAGAUCUCAUUGGGCUUCGCACGUUGAACUUAUCGCAUAAUCACUUGGAAGGUAUUAUACCAGCAUCACUUCACCAGUUAUCUGUAAUUGAAUCAUUGGAUCUCUCAUCCAACAAAAUCAGCGGAGAAAUUCCACAACAACUUGCAUCCCUCACAUCACUUGAAGUCUUAAAUCUAUCUCACAAUUAUCUUGUCGGAUGCAUCCCCAAAGGAAAACAAUUUGAUACGUUUGAGAAUAGUUCAUACCAAGGGAAUGAUGGGUUACGUGGAUUGCCACUCUCAAAAGAUUGUGGUGGUGAUGAAGGGGUACCACAAGUGACAACUCAAGUUGGGCUAGAUGAAGGAGAAGAAGUAGAUUCAGCAAUAAUAAGUUGGCAGGCGGUUCUCAUGGGUUACGGUUGUGGACUUGUUAUUGGACUGUCCAUAAUAUACAUAAUGUUGUCAACUCAAUAUCCAGCAUGGUUUUCAAGGAUGGAUGUAGAAUUGGAACACAAAAUUCUUACGAGAAUGAAAAAGCAAAAGAAAAGACAUUAG